AUGAGUCCAUUUGUUCGGACCCGCGCCCCAGAGCUAGAACAACAACAUGGCCUCUCCCCAAACGAGCUCCUCACCUUUAUCGACGCACUCAAUGAAUCAUUCCUCGCCAACCCAGCGCUUCAAGCAGUAGGAGCUGUAGGGAAUAUUGUCGGUUUUGUUCCUCUCGCAAGCACACAAAUAGCUAGUGGCGCGAUGAGUCUUGCAGCCGGACUGGGUGCCGCGGGAGUUUCAUUUGUCCGCACAAAGCGAUUUAUGAAGAGGGCGAAUGAAACUAUUUUCAAGCCAAAGGGUCUUCAUGUCCAGCUUUGCAAGACAGAUAAGAUGCUCAACCAUAUCGGAAUGGCGAAUCAUGGCGCCGUGUUUGCGGGACAGCAGAGUCAAGCCACUUUGGAAAAUGCCCAGACCGAGGCUGGCCAGAAUCCUAUUUCGAGGAGGAUGGAAGUUCUCGGUGACCGGGUCACAAGAUUGUCAUUUGAUGAUGUGGAUGCUCCCAUCGCACCGGAAAACUGGAUGCAAAAGGUUGGGGCAUAUUCGGCGCAGCGGGCUGAGUCGAAGCAGUUGGAGAAGUUGAACAAGAAACAAGUCAAGUCGGAGAGAAAGUCUGGCAAGCACGAGAGGAAAGCUUCCAAGGCAGAAAAGAAACAAAGUAGGGCCGAUGAAAAGGUCGAAUCUAUCAUGGAGGAGAUGGAGGAGAUUCGUGUGCGCAUGCAGAGUCUUGAUUCCACUUCGCGACGAUAUGAGAAGGCGCACAAGGAGCUUCGGAAGGAGUGGAAGGAGCUGGAGAAGGAUUUGCGUGAAGCCGAGAGGGAUCAGUGUCGAGGUGGUAGGAAGAGUCGCAAGGUAGAUGAGAAGAGCCAGAAGCGACUGCAUAAAGAUGGGAGGAAGGUGAACAAAAUCCUCUGGAUUGUUAUUAUGCCUGUUUCAGAAUGUGCUUCUAGUGAUGAUGAUGAGUGGGACUCUGACGAGUCGAUGGAGAAGAAUCAUGAUUCGUGA
This is a messenger RNA of Penicillium waksmanii, 993 nucleotides long. RefSeq lists its product as uncharacterized. The transcript has a single exon. The record is from RefSeq and is a predicted model, not a curated record. Lineage: Eukaryota; Fungi; Ascomycota; Eurotiomycetes; Eurotiales; Aspergillaceae. Bases 1 to 993 code for a protein of 330 amino acids.